This is a messenger RNA of Hyaloscypha bicolor E, 763 nucleotides long. RefSeq lists its product as uncharacterized. The record is from RefSeq and is a predicted model, not a curated record. The coding region runs from base 35 to 763 and encodes 242 amino acids. NCBI's taxonomy places the organism in Eukaryota, Fungi, Ascomycota, Leotiomycetes, Helotiales, Hyaloscyphaceae. The transcript is spliced from 3 exons.
CUACCCACCAGGUUGGCCGCAGUUAGCUGCAUUCAUGCAUAGCGAAGAUAAUUUUGCUAUUUUCAGACGUUUCGGACUUGCACACUGUCGUAUACUUGUCCAACUCCAAGCAGAGAUCCAACUCUUAGAAAAGAAACUCUCUGCCUUGGACCAGUCUGAUGCCAGCCCUGGAUCCCCAAACGCUUGGAGGCUUCUAACGGCAGAAUUCAAAGAAGGCUGGGAUUCUGAGAAGAGGGAUCUAGUAACAGAACUUGGAGAAAAACUUUUGCGGUAUGUCCUUGACAACGAACCAGACGCACUGCUAUUGAAUGAACAAAAGCUUCGAGAAUUUGGACACGCCCCAAGAAAGGAUCACCUCAGUGUUUUUCAUUGGAUUAUGGCACGAAAGCCUCUUGGGAAAAGUCAAUAUGACUGGAUCUACUGCAUUGAUGACUUCGUUUCCUUGUCCAGACCUGAUCCCUUCAAGUCUUCUAUCCUCGCAUCGUGUCUCAAGUGGUUCUUUAGAGAUAGUGACAAAAACUCAAAAAGUUCAAUCGUGGAACACUACUCAGAUACGAAGAUCUUUGUAGUCGCCAAAAUCUUUACUAUAUUACUCGCCGUCGGAAUUUUAAUCAUUCCAGUAUUCAUUCUUCUUUGGAUUCCCAAGAAGACACAGGCUUGCAUUUCUGCUACCGUCUUGAUAUCUGUAUUAGUUUUCUCAACGCUUAUAUCUCUCUUUACUAAGGCGGGGGUCCAAGAAGUCCUUGUCGGAACUGCAGCGUGA